Messenger RNA from Lampris incognitus (smalleye Pacific opah), 6361 nucleotides. It is a transcript of the gene cemip2, whose product is annotated as cell migration inducing hyaluronidase 2. Bases 224 to 4393 code for a protein of 1389 amino acids. The transcript has 24 exons. NCBI's taxonomy places the organism in Eukaryota, Metazoa, Chordata, Actinopteri, Lampriformes, Lampridae. The record is from RefSeq and is a predicted model, not a curated record.
UGGACGACAGACAGACGGAAGACAGACGGCAGAUAAAUAGUCAGACAGACGGCCCUACAAGAAUUAAAAAAAAACACCAUGUGAAGGAAAAGUAUAUAAAGCGUGUUUUUUAGGGGUUGGUUCUGUUUUUUGCCCCCCUCCCAACGCCUUGCGGUUUGGCAGAGAGCGGAUGGACAGUGAAGGAGAAGCGCUGAACAAUCCGGUGUAAGCAGACUAAUAUACCAUGCCGACGAAUGAUGGCCCAAGCCGCUUCCCGUUCUUCGUGGCCCCGCCUAAUGGCCACCACCAGCGGGCACCAGGAUACGUCCCUGGCCGAGUGGCUCCGGUCCGUUCGCCACCACCUGCCAAAGCCCCGCCACCUCCACCGGUAAAACCUCACGGUCCACCUGCAGAGGGACGAGCCACAUUCAGCUUGUCAGAGGAGAACCAGCGCAGGGGGCAUGCAGAGAGCCUCGAUAGAAGAAAAAACACCUUCAUAUGUUUCGGAGUGUCCCUGGGGGCUUUCUUCCUUUCUCUCAUCCUCAUCCUUAGCCUUACCAGUGGUGAGGUGUUGGACGAAAAUUGUCCAGACCAUAACCCAUCCCUGAGCAGCUGGAGCCCAGGUCACCAAUCAGAGAGGGCUGUUGUGGUCAGCAAGGGAAACCUGUUCCGACUGGAUGCCUCAGCUACCUUGCAUUCGCUAACUAUCCAGGCAGGAGGUCGGGUGGUUUUUGCAGACAAUGCUGAUGGCUCCAAAAAUAUAACCUUGAGAACGCGGCAUAUAUUGAUAGAGGAUGGUGGAGCCCUGCACAUCGGUGCACCCAAGUGCCGCUACCGUUCUCGCGCCACCAUCGUCCUUUUCGGCCGCUCAGAUGACAAAACCGUCUCUGAAGUCCCAGGUCUGGGCCGCAAGUUCAUCGGAGUGCUGAGCGGGGGAACUCUGGAGCUCCACGGAACAGAGAGGGUUUCCUGGUCUCUGCUGACCCGGACCGUGCCGGCUACUGGAUUAGCCUCAGGAGGUCAUGCCUUCCAAAAGAACUUCAGCCGCGGCAUCAACCUGCGUGUGGUGGACCAGGACACGGCCACCUUGCUGUUGGCCGAGCGCUACGACACACACGAGUCCCGCAGCGACAGUCGGCGGCUCACCCAGCUGCUCCGCUCCUUGCCAGCGGGCCGUAUCGUGACGCUGGCUGUGGGAGACUCGGCCGUCAAGAGCCUGCUGGAGGAAACAAAGAAGACCAUUGAAGAGAAGCUUGGCAGCAGCCAUGUCUACGAUCUCAAAUACAGGCAGGCGUGGGCUCUGGUCUCGGUGGUAGACGGCGGCAAUGCUUCGUGCUCGGAGGACGUUAGGGAGCACGAGAACCAUGACACGGGAGGGAAGGCCCUGGCCAGACGUAACUUCACCACCGUGGACGGAGUGGGCUUCUCUGUCACCGCCUACAGCGAAUGGAGGAAUGGAUUCCCCAUCUCAGGCUUUCAGGUGGAUGCGGUGGACCAGGUAGUGCUUAAUUUGCAGGAUGAAGUGCAGCAGACCUGGCAACCCGGAGAUCAGGUUGUGAUUGCCAGCACAGAUUACUCCAUGCACCAGGCUGAGGAGUUCACCCUGCUGCCCUGCGCUCACUGCAGCAGCAGGCAGGUCAGGAUACGAGGGAGGCCCCAGUAUAACCACAUAGGGGAGGUCAUAGAUGGGGUGGACAUGCGUGCAGAGGUGGCACUGCUCUCCAGGAAUAUUCUCAUCUACGGGGAAGUGGAAAAUUCCUGUUAUGGAAACAACGCAUGCCAGUUCUACAACCACGACACCUAUGGAGGCCACGUCAAGAUCUUUGGGAACUUCUCAUCGGUGCAUCUGUCCCAUGUGGAGCUAAAGAACAUGGGCCAGCAGGGAGAAAGAGGCCGCUACCCGCUCCACUUCCACAUGUGUGGGGACGUUGACCAGAAGGGAGGCUAUAGGGAGCCCACCUAUGUGGAUGGACUGUCCAUACACCACUCCUUCUCUCGGUGCCUUAGCAUACACACCACAAAUGGGUUGCUGGUGAAGCACACUGUGGGCUAUGACACUUUUGGCCACUGUUUUUUUCUUGAGGAUGGAAUUGAGCAACGCAACACUUUCUAUCACAACUUGGGUCUUUUAACCCGACCUGGGACUUUGCUGCCGACCGAGCGCAAUGAGACUGUGUGCACCAGUAUCAAGGACAAUGUCUACAAGGGCUACUCGCCCUCACCCAGCACAGAGUGCAAGGCGGUUUCAACAUUCUGGAUCGCCAACCCCAACAACAACCUAAUCAGCAAUGCUGCGGCUGGUUCUCAGGAUGCCGGAAUAUGGUAUGUGUUCCACAGCUCUUCUACAGGAGACUCUCAUGGGCUGGUACCAGAGACCAAGGCAGAGCUCACUCCCCUGGGAAUCUUCUACAACAACCGUGUACAUUCCAACUUUAAGGCAGGGCUGUUCAUUGAUAAAGGUGUGAAGACUACCAAUGCCAGUGCCGCCGAUCCCAGGGAAUACCUGUGUUUGGACAACAGUGCCAGAUUCCGACCACACCAAAACGCUGAUCCCAGCCGUCCUCGUGUGGCAGCGGUCAUUGACACCCUCAUAUCCUUUAAAAACAACGAUUUGGGUGCCUGGAUACGGGGCGGUGACAUCAUCAUCCAGAACUCAGGGUUUGCAGACAAUGGAGUGGGGUUGUCCUUUGCCAGCGAUGGCAGCUACCCUAAAGAUGAAGGCUCCAGCCAGGAGGUGACCCAGUCCUUGUUUGUGGGUGAGAGCAGAAACCGAGGGACCAACGGAGGACAGAAUAAAUACUGGGGUGUGGGAGGGGCCGAUGGCAAAAUGAGGACACUACCUCGGAACAGGACUUUCCCAAUCCGUGGUUUUCAAAUCUAUGAUGGUCCGGUGCGGGUGACAAGAAGUACGUUCCGCGGGUUUGUCCCCACACCCGAACGUUUUACCAGCGCUGUGGGAUUCAACCUGAAGAACACCUGGCAGCUCACUCCACGUAACAACCUGUCCCAGCUCAACUUCCACCCCACGGUGGGUCUGAGAGCGUUCUUCGGUCGCCCGGGCCAGUGGUUUGGGGAGAACGACCUGGACGGAGACAGGAACUCAAUCUUCCAUGAUGUGGAUGGGUCAGUGACUGGCUACAAAGACACCUACGUGGGCAGAGCAGACAACUUCCUGCUACAACACCCUGGUUGUGUGAAUGUCUCCCAGUGGAACGGAGUGGUCUGUAGCGGGCUUUACUCUCAGAUAUACAUCCAGACCCAGGGAGCCCCCAACCUCAGUUUGUCUAUCAGCAGAGACGACUACCCUGAGGCCCCUCUGGUUUUAAGGGGCAUUAACAGUCAGGGGGCACUGUCGCAGCAGUACCAGCCUGUCCUGAUGAUGAGCAAGAGCUACACGUUGCACUGGAAUGGACUGGCGCCCAAAGAGGUCGUCCUCUCUCUCAUCAACUUCAACAAAGGUGACUGGGUGCUGGUUGGUCUCUGUUACCCAGGAGACACCGUGUUCCAGGUGAUGGCAGAUAUCAACGAUCGCCAAAGCAACAGUUUCGAUGACUUCACCGACUAUGGUACCGUGGCGACCCUGGCGGAGCUGGAGGGGAGACCAAUGGAAAGGAAGUACUUCUUUGACCGUAGUGUUGGGUUGUUAUGGUUCUACCUCCGGGCUAGACACGGGCGAGAUGGUCAGAGUUACUGCUCAGUGAGAGGCUGUGAGAGGGUAAAGGUUAUCGCCACCACGUCCUCCAGACAGACCUGUAAUUGCACAGCCAAAGCCUACCCCAAAUACACCAAGAUCCCCUCAGUGGUGGUCCCUAUGCCACCCCAUAACACACAGCUAUGCAAAGGCUGUGGUGCCAAACAGCUGGUGUUCUCCAGUGAGCCUUGGACGUCCUACCUCCAGACACAGAUAAAGUCCCUCAGCACCAAGGAACAACAGAAUGGAGACAACAGCUCUUUUAUCACUGUGAAUGAGGUGACAAUCUCCUUCACCCAGCCUGGGUAUUUUCUGGUGUUGGUCGACGCCUGUUCUGGGAAAGUCACCAAGAAAGCAUCCUUUGCUAAGACCGAUGCCAGGAUGGAGCAGCAGCUUAAAAAUGGAAUACCAGAGAGGUCAAUUGUGCUAAUGGCAACACGAGGUCAGCCAGAAGAUCUAGUUGGUAUAGCGUCCUAUCUGGUCCCCUUUGGACUUGCCAAGGUUGCUGACUUGCAAACAAAAGAGAGUCUGGCAUUCUGGGGGUUCCACCGUGGUUCUUCACCCCCUCCUUGGGUCUCGCUCGAAGUUGGACAGGGCAGCGAGGUUGCGGGGUUGCAGGAGCGCUACCUGCCCCUUGGCCUGGAGGCUUACGGCUGUCAGCCACCCGGAGGUCAAUUGCGCAAAGACCUCGAGCUGCUCAAAACAGCCACGAGACUACAGUAACCCAUGUUGAACCACCCAGCUCAACGACCCGGAACAGACUUGUGUGUACACAUGCUUACACGCACAUACAUACACACAUAUGCACGCAUACACACACACACACACACACACACACACACACACACACACACACACACACACACACAGAGCCAGCUGAUGAAUGUGAACUGCUGAACUUUUAAUUUAUUAACAAUGGCAAAGAUGUUUACCAUUUUGAAGAGGAGGGGAAGUAUUUUAUUUUGAGUGAGGUGAGUAUUUUUGUGACUUUGUGUGUGUAUGCAUAUGUGUAAGGAAGGCUUGGGGGUGGGGGGGGACUGUUGAGUUGGUGCACUUUCCGUUUAAAGACACAACCUGCCUUAGCCAAGGUGAUCUCAUGAAUUAGUACAAUAAUUGGAUCAUAAUUAUCACAGACAACAAAAAGCGUAAAAAACCCGUCUACCCUGCUCAGCUUAUUUGUUAUGCUGGUGAUGAAAGCUGUGAAAGAAUGGGAAUAAGGCGAACAAGUGGACAAAAUCCAUUAUAUGCAACCCGGUGAGGAGAAACGUCAAUUAAAUGGAAAUGGAACAGUAAAUAGAAACCAUGUUUGAUUAGAUUUGAAAAUGAGAAAAGAUAAAAGAUGGUUUAAAUUUGCUUAGGUUGAGAAAAAAAAUGCAUUUCACAUAAGGCAACAUCAUAUCAAGCCAGAAGUUAACAAAACAAAACUAUGUUAGCUGUGCUGCAUACUGUUGAUACAGUAAAUCUGAAGAAAAUAGGUUUUUAUCAAACAACCAGCCAACCAAAGCCAUAUUAAAACAAAGCUUUAAAUGGUUGUUUGUGUGUAUAUAGUACAAUAAUUUAGCAGUGACUUGUAAACACGACCGGUUAUCGUUACUGACCUGAGAUUCUGAUACCAACACACACACACCAUUAUAGAGGCAACACAAACACAACUGGACGUACUAUGUCGCCCAUUACACCUGCAGCCAUGCUUGUAACUCCAGUCUCCCACAAAGCAUCCCUCGGUGUUUUCCAGUUGUCGGGAGUUGGCGAACUGAAAUUCAAAUUGAAAAACCUCUGAUCAUCGCGCAGCUGUGGAACAAAAGCACCUUUUUUAUGGAUUCCUACAAAGACUUACUGGAACGUUUGUCACUCAGUUAUUCUAUUUAUCUCUUCUGUUCGUCUGUGUCUGCAGUGCUCGCUACAUGUACAGCAAAGAUGUGUCUUCCUCCCGUUUCCAUUGUCUUUCCCCUCUAUCUGAAAUGAAUGUUUAAUCUUUACCUUUUUAUCUGCCUCAUUUUUUUUUAACUUUUUGGUGUGCGUCAAUGCAAAAGCUUGGUGUUGAGAUACUACAUAUACAGGGUGCCUUUUUUUUAUCAGGAGGUGGUGCCCUGGUUUUACGGUGGUAAGAUGGAACCGUGUAGCUCAUCUGCAGGCUCUUAGGGUGUAAGACUCCCCUCUGGGGCUUAUAUCGGCCGUAAUUGUGACUGGACGUGAGCAGGGCUCCCCCACUGAGCAAAGAUAUAUACCUUUCUGUGAAUGUUUGUGUGUGUGUGUGCGCGAUUAUUAAAUACUGUGUGCGUCUACCUUGUACGUCUACGUUGGCAGACGAGUGACUGUAAGACAGAAAUCCUCUGGAUGACGAGAACCGCAGUGCCUUUUUAACCACUCUACUGUUAAGGUGAAAGAACCAAGUAAAUCUCUUUCCAUAAGUAGGUUUUCCUUCACUUGAUACCUUUAAAGAUACACAACCAAAGAGCUCUUAACUUUUGAUGCGAAACGAGCUUUGUAAAUGUGGUGUUCCGAUGUUGUUCAAAAUGUGCGUGUAAACAAAAUAUUACUGGUUGUUUGUUGAUAGUGCAUGUGUUCAUAUUUGUAAGAAUUUUUACUUUUUUUUUUCUAGUGAAAUCUCGAGUUACCGGAGAGAAAGUCAUUGUUGAAAUUCAGCAUUGUUUUGUCAUGAAAUUGCAGUCAAUAAACAUUUAUGCUUUU